This is a messenger RNA of Actinia tenebrosa (Australian red waratah sea anemone), 1162 nucleotides long. RefSeq names its product proline-rich transmembrane protein 4-like. Lineage: Eukaryota; Metazoa; Cnidaria; Anthozoa; Actiniaria; Actiniidae. The record is from RefSeq and is a predicted model, not a curated record.
AAAGAGCAAAUAUACCAUGGUGCUAAGAACAUCCAUGGCUGACUUGCUUUUAUGAUCACGAGUGCUUCAAAACGCCGUAUUCAAAAAGAAAGCGAAGAUAAGACAGAUAUGGUAAAUCAGAACACCRAAAAUAUGACAUUAACACCUCCUAAUCCAGAUCCAAAGGCAGAACCAGGUCCAAACUGGCCCGAGGCAAGGAAACUUUGGGGUCCAGCGUGGCAAGUACACUGGAUAGGACUUGGUGUUGCCUUUGCUCUGAUAGCCGUGCAUUCACUCGUUGCAAUGCUGAUGGCUGAUAAGCGUAAAGCGUUUACAAGGAGGCUCUUGUUCUAUGCCAUUAAUUCUCUGCUAUUUAUUCUUGGAUCAGUUCGUGCUCUUGUCUUGCUGACUGAUCCUUACGAAUCUUCAGAACAUGGCUUCAAUAUUGAAUUAUGGUUAACAAGAGUUCUCUUUGGCCUGGCUUUUCCUUGUCUAACUUCUGCCUUUUGUCUCGUUCAUGUGGCUUUUCUGGAAGUAUCCAAACUUCAGCUUGGCUCCAAGAAGCUCCACAGCCUACCAUUCGUAUGUUCCAUCAUUGUCUUGCAUUUCAUCGUUGUUCUGGUUUCAGAUAUAACCGUUGCACUCGAAGCAGACAAAACUGAGCUUCUGAUUGUCUGUCAGUCGUUUUUCAUCGUCUGGGGAUUCAUCAAUUCCAUCGCUUUUCUCUACAGUGGAGGUAAAGUCAUCUUGACAUCGAAGAGAGCCAAGAAACAACUCAACCAGAUUAACCUACAAGAAACGAGCAACGAUGGAAAUGCAGGAAGAAAGAAUUCUACCAUCAAAGUAGCCAAGAUCACAAUGGUGACUGCCUUUCUUGGGUUUGUGUGUUGUGGUCUACAGAUCUACUCCAUGGUUGGGGUGUAUGGUCUGUACUCUAGAGUCGUCAAUCCCGCUCCCUGGCCUUGGUACGGUUUCCAGACGUGUUUUCGUAUAACGGAGAUAGCGAUGGGUUGUACUCUUGCUUAUACCGUCAUGCAACCAUCACGAGAAGGCAACACGGUUCUAAAGUGCUGUUAAUGCAACAUUUAUACUGGUUUUCAUGUGCUUCAAACCAUCUGAUUAUGGAUCAUUCUGCACAUUUUAUCAGCGUUUUCAUAACUUUAACGAUUAAGAUUUUUUUGUU